Mesorhabditis belari is the source of this 1206-nucleotide messenger RNA. The record is from the annotation of a GenBank genome assembly. NCBI's taxonomy places the organism in Eukaryota, Metazoa, Nematoda, Chromadorea, Rhabditida, Rhabditidae.
AUGAAUUCUGAGAAAUCUAGACCACCGAUCGCAGAAGAGAUUCUCACUCCGACGAAUCUAGCAAAAAAUCUCUCAGUGGACUUUGAGGGAGAAGCGGAUCAAGAGAAGAAAAAACAAGAAUUUGGGGAGAUCGAGGAGAAGAGAUUCGUCCAAUCGAUGCUCCCCACCCAUCACUCGAAGAAGGGAAAUCCCUCGUCUCAUAUUCAUUUACUUGGCUUUAACAUCACAUAUUACCCACAAUGGCUUCAGUUUUCUUUGUUGAGCGCCGCGAUUUUCGUCUUCUACCUUGGAUACGGUUAUAUGCAGGAGCUAAUAUUUCGAUUUGAUGGAAUGCAACCAUUUGGAUGGUAUCUCACACUCAUCCAAUUUCUCAUUUACAGCGCUUGUGGCUAUGGGGAAAGUCUCGUUUGGCAUGAUACGCAUCGAAGAAUGCCCCUCAAAAUCUAUACGCUCAUCGCUUUUCUCACAAUGGCCACAAUGGGUCUUUCGAAUGCUUCUGUCGGCUAUCUCAACUAUCCAACUCAAGUGAUUUUCAAAUGCUGCAAACUGAUCCCAGUGCUCAUUGGCGGGAUUAUUAUUCAAGGAAAACGCUACGGACUUAUCGACGUCUCCGCGGCAAUCCUCAUGAGUUUAGGUUUAAUCCUUUUUACUCUCGCUGAUAGCCGCGUGGCUCCAAUCUUCGAGCCACGAGGAUACAUAAUGAUUAGCGGAGCUCUUCUCGCCGACGCGGUCAUCGGGAAUGUGCAGGAGAAAAACAUGAAAAAGUAUGGCGCCUCGUCGAAUGAAAUGGUUUUCUACUCGUACUCAAUCGGAAGCGUGUAUAUUUUCGUGUACACAGUGCUAAGCGGCGAGUUCUUCUCGGCGUUUGCCUUCUUCUGGGAGAAUCCUUAUGAAACCUAUGGCUACGGAUUAAUCUUUGGACUACUUGGAUAUUUGGGAGUGAAUGUAGUGCUGACACUUGUCAAGGUGAGCGGAGCGCUGGUCGCGGUAACGGUGACGACUUUCCGAAAAGCGCUCACCAUCGCUCUCUCAUUUCUUCUUUUCUCAAAGCCUUUCACGCUGGACUAUCUCUGGGCCGGUGUGAUCAUCCUGCUCGCCAUCUAUCUCAAUCUCUACAGCAAAAAUAAAGCACACUGGGAUGGGAUGCUGAGGCGUUUUUUGCGGCAGUAUCUUCACAAAUCGAAACACCACGAAGUGGAUAUGGUU